Molecule: messenger RNA, 3020 nt
Organism: Ilex paraguariensis (yerba mate)
Lineage: Eukaryota; Viridiplantae; Streptophyta; Magnoliopsida; Aquifoliales; Aquifoliaceae
Source: the annotation of a GenBank genome assembly
AUGGCCAUGGCACAGACCACAACAAUUCCCGUAAAUGUGGGACUGAUUCUUGAUAUGGAUACCAUGGUUGGGAAGAAGUGGCUGAGCUGUAUCUCAAUGGCUCUCUCAGACUUCUAUGCCUCCAAUGGUCACUAUAGGACUCGGCUUGUUCUAAACCCCAGAGACUCCAAGAAUGAUGUUGUUGGUGCUGCUUCAGCGGCUCUUGACCUGCUGAAAAAUGUCCAAGUAAAAGCCAUAAUAGGGCCAUCAACAUCCAUGCAGGCCGACUUCGUGAUUGAACUCGGACACAAAGCUCAAGUGCCCAUUAUUUCAUUUUCUGCAACAAGCCCUCCUCUUUCUUCACCAUAUUUUAUCCGUGCUACGCAUAAUGAUUCUUCUCAAGUCAAAGCCAUUAGCGCAAUUGUGCAAGCAUUUGGAUGGAAAGAAGUCGUGCCAAUCUAUGUAGACAAUGAGUUUGGAGAAGGGAUUAUACCUUUUUUGACUGAUGCUUUGCAAGAGAUUUACGUUAUUGUCCCCAACCGAAGCACUAUUCCUGCUUCAGCCACAGAUGAUCAACUUGUUGCAGAACUUAAAAAGUUGAGGACAAUGAAAACCAGAGUAUUCAUUGUCCACAUGUUGUCGACCCUUGGUUCUCGACUUUUUAUCAAAGCAAAAGAGUUAGGAAUGAUGACAGAAGGCUAUGUUUGGAUCAUAAGUGAUGCCUUGAUUAAUGAACUGCACUCGAUAAAUUCAUCGGUCAUUGAUUCUAUGCAAGGGGCAAUAGGGGUGAAAUCUAAUGUUCCAAGAACAAAAAAGCUUGAAGAUUUUACCAUUAGAUGGAAAAGGCAAUUUCUACUAGACAACCCAACUAUGUUUAACACAGAGUUGGGUGUUUUCGAACUAGGGGCUUACGAUGCGGCUACUGCACUAGCAAUUGCAGUUGAAAAAGUUGGGGAUAACAAUCUUGGCUUCCAAAAGGCAAACAGAUCAAUAAAAAAUUCAACAAAUCUUGAAACUUUUGAAGUCUCUUCAAAUGGUCCUAUGCUUCUCCAAGCACUUCAAAAUACAAAAUUUAGGGGCCUCAAUGGAGAUUUCUACUUAGUUGAAAGGCAACUGCAAUCAUCGGUUUUUCAAAUAAUUAAUGUGAUUGGCGAUGGAGGUCAAGGAAUUGGUUUUUGGACAGCAGAAAAUGGGAUUGUUAGGGAACUAGACAUCAGAAAUAAGAACAAAAAUUCCAUUUCAAAGGCUAACCUUGGAUCUAUUAUAUGGCCAGGCAAUAGGACAUGCCCUCCCAAGGGUUGGGAGAUUCCAACAAAUGGGAAGAAGUUGAGAAUAGGAGUUCCAGUGAAGAGUGGCUUUCUAAAAUUUGUAGUUGUAAAACGAAAUCCAGGUACUAACACGACGAAUGUCACCGGGUACUGCAUUGAUAUUUUCAACACUGUAAUGGAAGCAUUACCCUAUACGGUUCCUUAUGAAUAUGUUCCAUUUGCAACUGAUGAUGGCAAGAGUGCUGGUACUUACAAUGAUUUGGUCUAUCAAGUGUAUCUUGGGAAAUAUGAUGCAGUUGCAGGAGAUACAACUAUAACCGCAAGUAGGUCACAAUAUGUGGACUUUACUAUACCAUUUGCCGAGUCCGAGGUUUCAAUGGUUGUACCUUUCAAAGAUAAUGAGAGUAAAAAUGCUUGGGUGUUCUUGAAGCCAUUGACUUGGGAGCUUUGGGUGACAAGCUUUUGUUCGUUUGUAUUUAUUGGUUUUGUCAUUUGGGUUCUUGAACAUCGACUAAAUCAAGAUUUUAGGGGACCUCCUUCACACCAAAUUGGGACGAUGUUCUGGUUUUCCUUCUCAACCAUGGUUUUUGCACAUAAAGAGAAGAUGGUGGGCAACUUGUCCAGGUUUGUGGUGAUCAUUUGGGUGUUUGUGGUACUCAUACUGAGCCAAAGUUACACGGCAAGUCUUGCAUCGAUGUUAACGGUUCAACACCUCCAACCUACAGUUACAGAUGUGAAUGAACUUAUAAAUAAAGGGGCAUAUGUGGGAUACCAAGAGGGUUCUUUUUUUUUAGGGCUACUAAAGCAAAUGGGCUUCCAUGAAAACAAACUUAAGCCAUUUAGUUCUGCUGAAGAAUGCCAUGAACUUUUUUCGAAAGGGAGUGGAAAUGGUGGUUUCGCGGCUGUAUUCCUUGAGACCCCCUGGAUUAAGCUUUUCUUUUCAAAAUACUGCUCAAAAUAUACCAUGGUUGGACCAACAUAUAAGACCGCUGGCUUGGGCUUUGUGUUUCCAAAAGGUUCCCCUUUAGUACCAGAUGUUUCAAGAGCAGUCCUACAUGUGACCGAAGGAGAUAAGAUUAUAGAACUUGAGAGAAAAUGGUUGGGGCAAGAAACUAGUUGUGCAGGCUCUACCACCUCCCUUUCUUUCAACAGCCUAGGUCUUGAGAGCUUCUGGGGCCUCUUCCUCAUUGUUGGAGUCACUUCGGGUUUAGCUUUGGCCAUAUUUAUGAUUACGUUCAUACACGAGCAUUGGGACACCAUAAGAUGCUGUGAUCCCAAUUCUUCAAUAUGGAAAACACUUGUUAUGUUUGCUAGAGCCUUCGAUCAAAAAGACUUGAGCUCACAUAUUUUCCUAAGAAGAGAAGUCCGAGACAGAAGUUGCAGGAUUGGGAUGGAUAGAUUGGGUUCACCUGAAGCCUCAACUCUUACUAAUUGCUCACCAACUCCAUCUAUGUUCACACUCCAUGCCUCCUCGAAUAGUAAUGCCCCACCAAGUCCAUUAAACUUUUCGCCUCGACCAGAGCAGAGCUGUGUGUUUUUUGGAAAUCAAGGAACUCCUUCACAUGAGUUUGGUGAUCCAAAUUCACUUGAGCAAACAACUCAAGAGAUAAGUCCGGCCAUUGAGCUUACUAGUCAAAUCACAGAUACCGACUCUGUCAUGUCUUACCAUUGAAUUAUAUUUUCUCAAGUCCCAUGAUUGUGCCCUCCAGGACAUAAUUCUGGAAGGGGAUGUAACAUUUCUGCCACUGAUGAUGACCUUUAUGGUAAGGAAUC